AUGGCAGCAUACAGCAAUCCAACCCAGAUCUUUGCCGACGACGUGCAAGAAGAAAAAGGCGAAAAUGCGCGUCUCUCUGCCUUCGUUGGUGCGAUCGCAGUUGGCGACCUCGUGAAGUCCACGCUUGGACCUAAGGGUAUGGACAAGAUUCUUCAAUCGGCCUCAACGGGGCAGAUAAUGGUAACCAAUGACGGUGCCACGAUCCUCAAAUCCAUCGCCCUCGACAACGCCGCCGCAAAAGUCCUCGUCAAUAUCUCCAAAGUUCAAGACGAUGAGGUGGGAGAUGGCACAACUUCCGUCACCGUGCUGGCAGCAGAAUUGCUACGAGAGGCAGAACAACUAGUCAGCCGUCACAUCCAUCCCCAAACCAUCAUUGAAGGCUACCGUCUAGCCACACAAGCCGCUUUGCAGGCACUUGAAAAGUCCGCCGUCGACAACUCGAAACACGCCGAGCAAUUCCGAAAAGACCUCCUAGCCAUCGCCCGCACAACCCUAUCCUCAAAGGUCCUGUCUCAGGAUCGUGAUCAGUUCGCCAAUUUGGCAGUCGACGCUGUCCUUCGACUAAAAGGGUCGAUCGAUCUGAACCACAUCCAAAUCAUCAAGAAAUCAGGAGGGAAACUGUCCGACUCUUACCUUGACGAGGGAUUCAUCCUCGACAAGCGUAUCGGCGUGAACCAACCGAAGAGAUUGGAAAAUGCCAAAAUACUCGUGGCGAAUACUGCCAUGGAUACGGAUAAAGUGAAAAUUUGGGCAGCCCGCAUGAAGGUCGGUUCAACAAAAGAACUGGCCGAGUUGGAAAAGGCUGAGCGAGAGAGAAUGCGUUCCAAGGUUGAACGGAUCAAGGCACAUGGGAUCAACUGCUUCAUCAACAGACAACUGAUCUAUAACUGGCCGGAACAAUUGUUUACGGAAGCAGGCAUAAUGUCCAUCGAACAUGCCGAUUUCGACGGCGUGGAACGUCUCGCCUUGGUCACGGGGGGAGAGAUCGCAAGCACUUUCGACCACCCCGAAUCUGUUAAGCUCGGGCACUGCGACUUGAUCGAGGAGAUCAUCAUUGGCGAGGAUACGCUGAUCAAAUUCUCCGGCGUGGCAGCUGGUCAGGCCUGUACCAUCGUGCUCAGGGGUGCGACGGAACAACUGCUGGACGAGGCGGAGCGAAGUCUACAUGACGCUCUUGCCGUAUUGUCACAGACCAUCAAAGAACCCCGCGUCGUCCUGGGCGGCGGCUGUUCUGAAAUGGUCAUGGCGAAGGCCGUGGACUUUCUGGCGCAGAAGAUCCCCGGUAAAAAGCGCCUGGCAGUCGACUCAUUCUCGACCGCCCUACGUCAACUUCCUACCAUCCUUGCAGACAAUGCUGGUCUCGACUCUUCUGCCCUGGUGUCCGAGUUGAGAAGCGAGGUUUAUCGAGGUAUGACGAGUUCCGGCUUGGAUCUUCUGACUCCAGGGGGUGGCAUCGCCGACAUGCGCGAGCUGGGCGUGAUCGAGAGUUACAAGUUGAAGAAAGCGGUGGUCGGGAGCGCGAGCGAGGCAGCGGAGCUGUUGUUGCGAGUAGAUGAUAUCAUUCGGGCAGCCCCCAGGAGGAGGGAGCGGAUGUAA
Fonsecaea erecta is the source of this 1596-nucleotide messenger RNA. RefSeq names its product T-complex protein 1 subunit beta. The record is from RefSeq and is a predicted model, not a curated record. The coding region runs from base 1 to 1596 and encodes 531 amino acids. Gene Ontology annotation, biological process: protein folding. NCBI's taxonomy places the organism in Eukaryota, Fungi, Ascomycota, Eurotiomycetes, Chaetothyriales, Herpotrichiellaceae. The transcript has a single exon. Gene Ontology annotation, molecular function: ATP hydrolysis activity; ATP binding; ATP-dependent protein folding chaperone. Gene Ontology annotation, cellular component: chaperonin-containing T-complex; cytosol.